GCCUUCGGAGCCGCCAUGUCGAAGCUCAUCCUCGCGCUGAUGUGCGGCACGGCCGCGGCCUUCGCGCCGUCGGCCCCCGCGCCGAAGGCGACGACGAAGCUGGAGGCGAAGAAGGUCCUGUUCGGCGACGCGAGCCGCGCGCAGCUCGUGGCGGGCAUCAACGCCGUCGCCGACGCCGUCAAGGUGACGCUGGGCCCCAAGGGCCGCAACGUCGUCCUCGAGCGGGCCUACGGCGCGCCCGAGAUCGUCAACGACGGCGUGACCAUCGCGCGCGACAUCGAGCUCGACGACCCCGCGAUGAAUAUCGGCGCGAAAUUAAUCCAGGAGGUCGCGUCCAAGUCCGACUCCAAGGCCGGCGACGGCACGACGACGUCGACGCUCCUCACGCAGGAGCUCGUGAACCAGGGCAUGAAGGCCGUGUCGAGCGGCGUGAACCCCGUCGCGCUCCGCCGCGGCAUGUCCAAGGCGACGGACGCUUUGAUCGUCGAGGUCACGGCGCUCGCCAAGCCCGUCGACUCCAACGACGAGCUCCUCAACAUCGCCACCGUCGCCACGUCGGGCAACGCCGUCAUGGGCGCCAUCAUCGCCAAGGCCUUCGAGAAGGUCGGCGACACGGGGUCCACGACGAUGGAGGAGUCGCAGACCCUCACGGACGAGGUCGAGUUCACGGAGGGCCUCACGAUCGACCGGGGCUACGUGAGCCCCUACUUCGUCAACGACCAGGAGCGCCAGCUCUGCGAGAUGCUCGACCCCAAAAUCCUCGUCACGGACCAGAAGAUCGAGAACGUCAACGACCUCAUCCCGCUCCUCGAGGCCUGCGUGAAGACGAAGGAGCGCCUCGUCAUCAUCGCCGAGGACGUCGUCGGCGAGGCUUUGAGCGCCCUCGUCGUCAACAAGAUGCGCGGCGUCCUCGACGUCGUCGCCAUCAAGGCGCCGGGCUUCGGCACGCGGCGCAAGGACCUGCUCCAGGACAUCGCCAUCGCCACGGGCGCGACCUACGUCGCCCAGGAGGUCGGCGUCGCCCUCGACACGGUCACGCCCGAGAUGCUCGGCACCUGCGAGCGCAUCGUCGUCGGCAAGGAGGAGACGACGAUCAUCACCGACGGCAAGCAGGCGGACGCCAUGGAGAAGCGCAUCGCGCAGAUCAAGCUCGAGGCCGAGAACACGGACUCCAUGUUCGACAAGGAGAAGGCCGAGGAGCGCGUCGCGGCGCUCGGCGGCGGCAUCGCGCGCAUCAAGGUCGGCGCCGCGACGGAGACGGAGCUCAAGGACAAGAAGCUCCGCUACGAGGACGCGCUCAACGCCGUCAAGUCGGCGCUCAAGAUGGGCAUCCUCCCCGGCGGCGGCUCGACCCUGUCCUACCUCCUCCGCAAGCGCGACGCCAUCGCGGGCGCCAUGGACGACGAGGACGAGCGCCGCGGCGCGGAUAUCGUCUUCAACUCGCUGGCCGCGCCCGUGUGCCAGAUCGCCAAGAACGCGGGGCUGGAGGGCCAGGUCGUGCUCAGCAAGGUCGAGGGCAAGCCCUUCGGCUUCGGCUACAACGCGGCGACGGGCGAGUACUGCGACCUCUUCGAGGCCGGCGUCGUCGACUCCGCGCAGGUGACGCUGUCCGCGCUGGAGAACAGCGCGUCCAUCGCGGGCCUCGUGCUCACGACGGAGGCCCUCAUCCACGAGAUCCCCGUGGAGAUGUCCGAGAUGGACAAGCUCGCCGCCAUGGACGGCGCCGCCGGCAUGGGCGGCAUGGACCUGCGGUCGGCGCGCGUGGGCCCCCUCGUGCUCGCCGAGGAGGAGGCGGCGUCGCCGGCGGUCGCGGCGGCCGUGCCCGAGGACGUGGUCCUCGACGCCAUCGCGGCGCUGGAGCGGUCGCUCCAGGCGCAGGUGGGCCUGCUCGGGCGGCUCCUGAGCCACAGCCGGCCGUCGACGCUCGCGGCGGCGGCGGCGCCGCUCGAGAACAUCAGCCGGGCCGUCGGCGAGCGGCUCGCGGCCUUCAACCACGGCGACUUCAGCGAGAAGUGGGUCGACGCGGCGCCGGCGAGCAGCGUUCCGGGCGGCGCGCCGGCCUGGUCGCCGGGCGCGCUGAGCCCCUCCGGCGACGGCGAGUACGCCGCGGGCGCGGCGGCCGCGGGCGUGCUGCUGGAGACGCCGGGCCCCGACGGCCGCGCGCGGCCCAAGGCGACGCCGCGCAAGUCCAUCGCCUUCCUGAAGCGCACCAUGUCGCGGCUGCGGCGGUCCGUCAAGGAGUUGCCCGAUAAUACGGCCGUCGCGCUCGGCAUCAAGCGGGACCGCGUCCGCGACCUCGUGCAGGAGGCCAUGCUCCGGUCGACGAACGGCAAGUGCUCCUGGGCCUUUGGGAUCUGGUCCCGGGCCUACCUGCGGGAGCGCUACGAGGAGCGGCGCGCGGAGAAGGGCUGGGUCGCCAUCGCGCUCGAGGGCGGCGGCCUGCCGUGGUCCCAGGUCGACCCGGACGCGGCGCCGUCCAAGGGGACGCGCGCCGUCUACAUGAUCUCGUCGAACUCGGCCUUCUCCAUCGCCUGGACGCUGCUCAACGCCGUGUUCCUGCUCUACAUCCUGCUGAUGAUCCCCCUGGAGGCGUCGUUCCUCCCGAGGCAGACGCGCGGCUCCGCGCUCUGGGGCAUCGACCGCUUCCUCGACGCGGCGUUCAUCUACGACAUCACGGUGAACUUCCGCACGGGCUACUACGCGUCCAUGACCGACGACGCGCCGGAGGUGCUCGACCUGCGCAAGUGUGCGAACCGCUACCUCCGGAGCUGGUUCCUCCUCGACUUCGUGUCGUCGAUGCCGCCGGUCAUCGAGGCCAUCAUGUCCGUCGCGACCAAGGGGUCGUCGAACUCGGUCAACGCGCUGCGGGCGCUCAAGGUGCUGAAGAUCGGCCGCGUCUUCCGCGUCUUCAAGGUCGUCCGCGUGUCGUCCGUGCUCCAGGGCGACUCCGCGGCGGCCGAGGCCGUCGAGAACUUCUUCAUCUCGUCGGCGUCCCAGUUCGUCGGCAACGCCUUCUCCAUCCUGGUCACGGCCGUGCUCAUCGCCCACCUCCUCGCCUGCGGCAUGGGGCUCUCCGGCGACGGGUGGUUCAAGACGUACGAGUGCGCGGACGACGACGGCGCCGCGGGCGACGACUGCUUCAUGGAGAAGUCCUGGAAGAAGCGCUACCUCAUGGCCUUCUACUGGUCCAUCACGACCAUGUCGAGCGUGGGCUACGGCGACGUGACGCCCGCGUCCGACGGCGAGCGCGCGUACAACGUUCUCGCGAUGGUCUUCGGCGUCGCGUUCUACUCGGGGCAGGACAAGGGUGAUUCAACGUUCUACUCCUACAUCAUCGGCGUCAUCUCGUCGUUGGUGCUCCAGAAGGACGCGAAGAACGCCAAGUACUUCGAGAAGAUGGAGUCCGUGUCGAACUGGAUCACGCACCACAAUCUGGACAUCAAGAUGCGGCGCCGCAUCCGCACGGCGCUGCGGACGUACUACGAGUCCAAGUCGGCCAUCGACGAGCGCGAGAUCCUGGCGAACCUGAGCCCGGGCCUCCAGCAGGAGCUCUCGUCGACGCUGCUGAGCGGCGCGGUCUACUCCCACCCGCUCUUCGCGAAGCUGCCCCAGGGCGCCGUCUGGAAGAUCGUCAUCAUCCUGCAGCGCGACGCGACGCGCGCGGGCGCGUCCGUCAUCGCGAGCGGCAUGCCCACGUCGUCGCUCUACUUCCUCAACGACGGCUACUGCGACCUCGAGUGCUGGGAGAUCUCCGGGGCCACGGGCACGCCGGAGAAGAAGCGCUUCAUCAUCAACGAGGGGUCGUCCUUCGGCGAGUACGCCGUCCUCGGCCUCUACCCGACGUCCAUGGUCACCGUGACGACGCGGACGGCCUGCGUCUUCGACCGCAUCCAGCAGGACGCGCUCUUCGACACCUUCGCGGGGCUGCCCGAGGCCAUCGCCUCCAUGAAGGCCCGCAUCCGCCACGUCGCCACGAACGGCUGCCGGAUUAUGUACCACUAA
Messenger RNA from Aureococcus anophagefferens, 4002 nucleotides. RefSeq lists its product as hypothetical. Gene Ontology annotation, biological process: transmembrane transport; monoatomic ion transport; protein refolding. Gene Ontology annotation, cellular component: membrane. Bases 16 to 4002 code for a protein of 1328 amino acids. Gene Ontology annotation, molecular function: ATP-dependent protein folding chaperone; ATP binding; monoatomic ion channel activity. The record is from RefSeq and is a predicted model, not a curated record. Lineage: Eukaryota; Pelagophyceae; Pelagomonadales; Pelagomonadaceae. The transcript is spliced from 3 exons.